AUGUUGCUAUUAAGAAUAUUUCUUCUCGUCGUAUCUUCUGAUAUUCUUCAUGUUAUCGCAUGGGGAUCAAUCGGUCAUAAUCUCGUCGCUCGUCUCGCUCAAAGUCAAUUAAAUUCAACAACAAACAAUUGGAUUCAACAUUACAUUGCGUCCGAUCUUCGCGGUGAUCUAGGUCGGAUAGCAUCAUGGCCUGAUCUAAUACUUUAUCCUGAUACAAAUCCAUUCGAUUAUGUUCACUGGCAAUGGUCACGGGAUUUACACUAUAUCAAUAUUCCAGCUUGGAAUUGCAGCUAUAUUCCAUCACGUGAUUGUGUCAAUGAUCGAUGUAUUGAAGGUGCAUUGAAAAACUAUUCACGACGAUUAGUCGAUCGCAAUAGUGAUUAUGUGGAACAACAGCAAGCUUUGAUAUUUCUUGUGCAUUUUCUCGGUGAUAUUCAUCAACCAUUGCAUAGCGGUUUUAAGAACGAUCAAGGUGGAAAUACUGUCAAAGGAUUUUUUCUCAAUGGUAAAAAUCUGACUAAUCUACAUACGAUCUGGGAUGUGGAAAUCAUUGUCAAUCGUAUUCAACGACAUUUUCAAUCCGAUGUCAAUCUUUAUUACAAUCAUCUGUUGACUUUAAUGUUAAAUCGAUCGUCAAUGAUCAAUGAAACAUAUAAUAAUUAUGAAGAAUGGGUGAAAGAAAGUGUAGAUUAUGUCUGUAAACAAGUUUAUCUCAAUGACAAUGGAACGCGAUUGAAUGUUUCGCUUAACUUCACAUUAGGAGAAGAAUAUUUCAAUCGAAAUUGGCCAACUGUUGAUCAACGUUUAACACAAGCUGGUUGGAGAUUAGCGACGUUAUUAAAUCAUUUAGCUGAGCAACGAUCAUCAACAAAACUUCCACCUGAUAUGCAAGCCUUGAUUAUCAUGGCAUGUAUUGCAAUUGGGAUCUUUAUUCUCGCUACUAUCGGAUUCUAUCAAUACAAACCGCCAGAAAUUCCUGAUAGAAGUCCUUUAUUAGCUGAAUGA
Messenger RNA from Adineta ricciae, 1005 nucleotides. The record is from the annotation of a GenBank genome assembly. Lineage: Eukaryota; Metazoa; Rotifera; Eurotatoria; Adinetida; Adinetidae.